Molecule: messenger RNA, 4515 nt
Organism: Copidosoma floridanum
Lineage: Eukaryota; Metazoa; Arthropoda; Insecta; Hymenoptera; Encyrtidae
Gene: ttv
Product: exostosin glycosyltransferase 1 ttv
Cellular component (GO): membrane
Molecular function (GO): glycosyltransferase activity
Source: RefSeq, a predicted model, not a curated record
UCUCGUGUCGUUGUCGUCUUAUUCUUCCUCCCUCACACGUCGUGAUGCAGCUUUUGAGACCUCUCUAUUCGUGUAGGCGCGUGGACCGUGGACGUGGAGUGCACACUAGUUGGGGAGUUGAAGUUUGAAGAGACUGGGACGUUCGUUGCAUUGAAAAGUACAUACCACGGUUUUGUAGAGGUAUACGGUAUAUCUAUAUAUGUACUCUUAUGGGAAUGGUACAGAGAAUGGGGAGAGAGAGACCGAAGAGUCAGAAGAAAGUCAAAAGAAAAGAGUCGUAAAAGGGUGUGAGGGAGGAGUAUGGUAGUAGGAGGAAGAAGCUUACCGAAAAAUAAAAAAAAAGUGGAGUAAUAUAAGUAUAACCGGAGCCGUUGUGCGCGUCGUGAAAGUACAACAGUGCCAUUUAUGUAAAUGUGGAAAAAAGUGUGGUGGAAUCCAAUCGAGGGAUAUAUUCGAUAAAGUAUAGGCUACAGUAUUGGUACAAGUAAAAUAUCUCAACAAACGUAGGGAUUAUUAACCGGCUACUCGUCUUAUACGUACUAUAAUCGAGGAGAGCAGAAAGAUAUGAAAUUUUAUUCGAUCGAUCAAAAGUUGUAGUAAAGGAAGGUAGCCAAUAUUGAUGAGAUGGUGAUUCCUAAAAAAAGCAGGCGGUGCCGUGAUUAUGCUGUUGUUGCGGGUGAAGGAAGAUACGUUGUCGAACCCUCGUCGUCGUCGUCGUCGUAAGCAGCGGUAUAAUAAACGAGAAUCGUCAUCAUCACCACCUGCACCAUCACCCUCGGUAGUGGCGCGUAGCAUGUCAACACUACGACCAAUAGCCGCUCUUCAACCCUCGUUAUCUUCGGCACUCCUUUUUUGCAACUCCUCGACGAGUUUACUAUGUCAUCCGGAGCUAACCUAGAACACGUUGUCAUUGCCGUCCUCCACGUUGUUGUUGUCGUCGCCUCCACGACGGAAUUAUGGUAGCCGAGUGGCACAACUUUAUCAUCGUCGUCGCAUGUCUAUCUGAAAAUUACGAAGACGAGGAAGAGGACGAGUUGAGGUUCAAAAGGACGAGUCCUCGCGCGCCGCCCUGGUCGUGUGAGGUUAGCGGCGAGGAUUACCUGCAGUGUGUUCAAGUGCGCUCGCGAGUGUCCAUCUGAUACAUCUAUCUCCCCGUGUCUCCGCGUGUUGUUUUUCAUAUCUUUAUUACCCGUUCUAUCUACUACCUACCUGGCCAUUUGCAUAAUUUAUACAAGAGCCGAGAACAAGAAAGAGAGAGGAAGGAGAGGAUCUUUUUUCCGGCUCUCAACGCAAGACUGAGGAUAUAUCAUCAUCUUCCAGAUUUAUAGUCGUGCUUUAGGAAGAGGUGUAUAGCCAUAACAAAUAGCCAUGGAGUCAAUAAUAAAAUAUUAAGUCAUAAGAAAACGGUGUCAAAGCCAAUCACUAUAGAGCAACGAUAUACCGCGGCAAUGCACAAUCUUGGCGAGCUGUGUCGUUGGACGUGCUGGGAGAAAACUGCUCAUCGUAGUCAUCAUCAUCAUCAGCCAAAGCUGGAAAAACUUAACAAUUCAUAGUCACACAUCAGGAGGAGAGACGCUGCCCUAACGAUGCAGGCUAAAAAGCGGUACCUGCUCGUAUUCGUCACGUGCGCUUUCCUCGGUUUCUGCUACUUUGGCGGCUACCGUUUAAAAAAGGCGAGUGACGCUACAGGCAUCGGCGACAUCAACGUCGACGAUCUGACCUCGUACUACCUCAUUAGCCAGCAGAUGAUCGACACUUACGGCACCCAAGAGGAAAGACCGCAUCACCAGCAUCCACGAAAUCCACGAGACUGCGAUAUGCAGGCGUGCUUCGAUAGCACGCGCUGCAAGGACGGCUUCACCGUUUACGUUUACCCAGUCGAGGAGGCCAUCAGCCCGCUGUACCAAAAGAUCCUAAACGUCAUCACAGAGUCGCGCUAUUAUACCUCGGAUCCCGCACGAGCCUGCCUAUUCGUCCUGGCACUCGAUACCCUCGACAGGGAUCCCCUGUCCGCCGAGUUUGUGCACAACAUGCCAUCCAAGCUAGCUCGGCUUGCCCACUGGAACAACGGACGUAAUCACGUCAUCUUCAAUCUGUACUCGGGCACCUGGCCCGACUACCUCGAGGACGCGAUGGCCUUCGACUACGGCUACGCGAUCCUUGCCAAGGCGAGCAUGUCUGUAAUGAAGUUUCGGGACGACUUUGACGUGUCGAUUCCGUUGUUUGCGAAACAGCAUCCCGAGCGAGGCGGCGAGCCUGGCCAGGCGAUUCACAAUCACUUUCCCAGCAGAAGAUCGUACUUGGCGGCGUUCAAGGGCAAGAGGUACGUUCACGGGAUCGGCUCUGAGACCAGGAACGCCCUGCACCACCUGCACAACGGCAAGGAUCUCAUAUUCGUCACUACCUGUAGGCACGGCAAGUCCUGGAGAGAGUUGCAGGACGAACACUGCCAGCAGGACAUCAAAGAAUACGAUAUGUACGAUUACGAUGUUCUUCUAGUGAAUUCCACGUUCUGCCUUGUGCCUCGAGGACGUAGACUCGGUAGUUUUCGAUUCUUAGAAGCUUUGCGAGCUGGAUGUAUUCCUGUUAUUUUAAGCAACGGAUGGGCACUUCCGUUUCACGAUCGCAUUGAUUGGGUACAGGCAGUAAUUUACGCGGAUGAAAGACUUCUUUUUCAAGUUCCGGAUAUUCUUAGAUCAGUAGAGCAAACUAAGAUAAUGGCCUUGCGGCAGCAAACGCAGUUUCUCUGGGAGCGCUACUUUUCAUCGAUGGAGAAAAUCAUAUUCACGACUUUCGAGGUCAUACGCGAACGCAUCUCUUGGGAAGGUCGUAGAGAGUUGCGUGUCUGGAAUCGAGAUCCGGGGGCGCUGGCUAUUUUACCGAAAUUUGCCGAUACCCAGCGUGAACUUCCGUUUCAAGAGUGCGAUCCCGGAAAUACGUUUACUGCCAUAAUCUACUCUCAGCUUGGGUCCACUGCGGUUCUUUAUAGGUUGUUGAAGAGCCUCACAAAGAGCAAAUAUCUAGAUAGAAUUAUAUUAAUGUGGAACUCUGACAUUCCGCUACCAAAAAAGCCGCGAUGGCAAGGUAUUAAAUCGCCGAUUCACAUAGUCCCCGCCAGUGGAAUAUCGUACAGAUUUCAUCCCCAUCCCCUCAUAAAAACUAGUGCCAUAUUAUCGUUAGAUGAAGAUGUUACCCUCAACACUGAUGAGAUUGACUUUGCUUUUGUUGUAUGGAAGAGCUUUCCAGAUCGAAUCGUGGGCUAUCCUGCCAGAUCUCAUUACUGGGACGAUUCCAAGCGGUCGUGGGGUUACACGAGCAAGUGGACAAAUGAUUACAGUAUGGUGUUAACGGGAGCUGCCGUUUAUCAUCGUUACUAUAAUACUCUUUAUACUGAAACUCUGAGCUCGACGCUUCACAAAACUGUCGAGCAAUCUCAGAAUUGUGAAGAUAUUUUGAUGAAUUUUUUAGUAAGUCACGUCACCCGUCGACCUCCGAUUAAAGUGACUCAACGUAAGAUGUAUAAAGAUACUACGGCCGCUGAGAACAGAUCUCCAUGGAACGAUCCAGACCAUUUCAUUCAGCGUCAGACCUGUAUGAACACAUUCGUUGCCGUUUUCGGUUACAUGCCAUUGCUGCGAUCAAACAUGAGACUGGACCCUGUACUUUUUAAGGACCCUGUAAGCAACAUGCGCAAAAAGUAUAGGCAAAUCGAACUAGUUAAUAACUAGGAUUGUAUACAUUUUACUAUUAAAUAUAUACAUAUAUUAUGUAUGCGGUUAGUCAAAAUGGACUGCUAAAAGUUCGCGACUGUAGUUGAAGUGUGAAUUUUUGUAAGAUUGUGCGAUGUAUAUUUAUGGUCAUGCCGAUCUAAAUUGUAGCUUGGUAAGGCUAUGAACAAUAACGAAGGAACAAAAGACGAACAAAUUGUGUAUAGGAAAAAAUAAUGCGUACGUGUACCUAUAAGGAAACAAUAAGUACGUGCACGAAAGUCACGAUAAGUUAAAUUAUCAAAUUAUAUAUGUAUAUAUAAAGAUAUAUCACGUGCGCUUCGGAUCUCUCGCGCCCACGACGAAACGUUUUUUUGUAUCUUGACGCGCCGCAAAUAAUUUUUUAAUCCCUCUCAGCCCUCGUCCCGCGUGAAAAGGUCGAUUUUGCAUUCGUGGAUUAAAGUAGUUAGUAACCGAUCGCACACAAACAUUUUUAUACUUUGACGCGAACGAUGCAUCAUCUUUUUUAAACGGCGGUAUAUCUAUAAGAAUAAACAUUAUCUUGAAAAAUUUUUCGGCCCGCCCGCGCUAGCUCCAAGACGUCCUUUAAAUGUCUGCUAUUGAGCGACUUCAGUACAAAAGUGAGAGAACGAGAUUGAAAAAGGCUAAAAAAUUUUAACAAAAUUACUCGAACGAUUACAAUGAACAGAGGUAUCGAAAAGAGAGAUCCGUUGUCGCUCUCGGGGUGAUUCUCUACCAAAACAUAAUUGCGAGUUACGCUGCUAUGCCGAAUAAUGAUGUACAUAAA